Messenger RNA from Capronia coronata CBS 617.96, 1272 nucleotides. RefSeq lists its product as uncharacterized. Lineage: Eukaryota; Fungi; Ascomycota; Eurotiomycetes; Chaetothyriales; Herpotrichiellaceae. Bases 1 to 1272 code for a protein of 423 amino acids. The record is from RefSeq and is a predicted model, not a curated record. Gene Ontology annotation, biological process: transmembrane transport. Gene Ontology annotation, cellular component: endoplasmic reticulum. The transcript is spliced from 2 exons.
AUGCGCGGCUUCAGCCUGGUCAAUCUCGCCCUUGCGGCCGCCAGUCUUCUGCCCUUCACGGCGGCUACACCAUUGGUGGCGCGCAACAACCAUGUGGUCAAACGCACCGGUCCCAUUGCUCCCAAGAUUGUCAUCAUCUCCAUGUUCGAACCAGAAGCCGCCGUGUGGUGGGGGCUUGAUGAGUUCGACCUGCUCGCGCAGAACAUCACCAUCCCUGGCCUCUCACCUCUCUUCCCCGAAGCCCAUUGUACGGCCGACGGCGACAUCUGCCAGAUCAUCACGGGCGAGUCCGAGAUCAAUGCCGCGACGACCGUAAGCGCCUUUGUGCUGAGUCCCGAUUUCAACCUGACGAAAAGCUACUUCUUCAUAGCCGGCAUUGCGGGGGUGAAUCCCAAAGUGGCCACCUUGGGAUCGGUCACGUUUGCCAAAUAUGCGGUCCAGGUCGCGUUGCAGUACGAGUUCGAUAUCAGGGACAUCCCCUCCAACUUCACCACCGGUUACAUUCCGCUGGGGUCGGAUUCGCCGGACGACUAUCCUGGAAACAUCUACGGCACCGAAGUGUUCGAAGUCAACGAAGCCCUGCGAGACGUCGCCAUGAGCUUUGCCUCCGCCGCCGCUCUCAAUGACAGCGCAGCAUCGCAGGCCUACCGUGCUUUGUACGCCCAGGAAGCCGCUUACAUCCUUGGCUCGGAGCCCCCGAGCGUGGUCGGCUGCGACGUUGCCACGUCGGAUGUCUACUACUCCGGCACCCACCUGUCCGAGGCGUUUGAGAACACGACGACGAUCUGGACCAACGGAUCGGGUGUCUACUGUAGCACGGCCGAAGAGGACAAUGCCUCCCUGGAAGCCAUUCUGCGCGCCGCCAAGAUGAACCUGACCGACUACUCUCGUGCCAUUGUGAUGAGGACGGCCAGUGACUUCGACCGACCGCCACCGGGGAUCAGCGAGAUCCAGAACCUGCUCUACGUGAACCAAGGCGGGUUUUCUCCCGCAAUCCGCAACAUCUAUCUGGCGGGCAUCAAGGUCGUGACGGGCAUCCUUGAAGGGUGGGAGAGCACGUUCGAAACGGGCAUCGUCCCGAACAACUACGUCGGCGACAUCUUCGCCACGUUGGGAGGCGAGCCGGACUUUGGAAAGCCGUCCGAGUUCAUCACCAAGAGAAGUCUCCGCGCCGAACAGCCGGCGUUCGAGGGGAACCUGAGGAUGAAGAGAGCCAUGGUGAGUGCGAAGAGACGAGCGGAGGAAGCGAGAAUCUUGGGGGUGGAAAUCUAG